Dioscorea cayenensis subsp. rotundata (Guinea yam) is the source of this 1579-nucleotide messenger RNA. Its product is annotated as UDP-rhamnose/UDP-galactose transporter 2-like. Gene Ontology annotation, cellular component: Golgi apparatus. The transcript has 5 exons. Gene Ontology annotation, molecular function: UDP-galactose transmembrane transporter activity; antiporter activity. Lineage: Eukaryota; Viridiplantae; Streptophyta; Magnoliopsida; Dioscoreales; Dioscoreaceae. The coding region runs from base 400 to 1434 and encodes 344 amino acids. The record is from RefSeq and is a predicted model, not a curated record.
AGGGCAAAGGGGGGACUGGUAGCACAGCCACAACAACACCUUUCCGUUUUCACCCUUCAAAACCCCCCAAUUCCAUUUCAUUAUCAGGUUUCCCUUAAAAACGAAAACGGGAAACGGAAAAGAGUUUUCGGUAACCGACGCUUUCAUCUUCAUCUUCAUCUUCAUCUUCAUCUUCAGCAGCAGCAGCAUUAGCAUCACUCUGAGCACAUCCUCUCUGGUACAUAUACUCCUUCUGAACUUUGGUUUUCAGUGAAAACAGAUCCAGAAAAGGGAAACGGUGGAAAACGAGAACGAAAGAGAGAGAGGGCAUUUUUGGGAAAAAGGAGUUCUCUCUCUCUCUCUCUUUCUCUCUUCUCGUUUGAGAUCGUUUUCAGGCGGAGAAGAGAGGAGGAGGAGGAGAUGGCGGAGAGGAAGAGCGGCGCGGUGUCCGAUGCCGGUGUUUGGGCCAUGAACAUCAUCAGCUCCGUCGGCAUCAUCAUGGCCAAUAAGCAGGUCAUGUCCCCCGCCGGCUAUGCUUUCUCUUUCGCCACAUUUUUAACUGGGCUGCAUUUCUUGGUUACUUCAUUGGUUGGUUAUGUGCCGAAAGCUCUUGGGAUUUCAUCUUCAUCACAAAAUGUGCCUCUGCAAGAUCUUAUCUUCUUCUCCAUCGUGGCCAAUGUUUCCAUCACUGCGAUGAACUUGAGCCUCAUGCUCAACACAGUUGGCUUUUAUCAGAUUGCAAAAUUAAGCAUAGCUCCUGUUGUAUGCGUUAUGGAAAUGAUUUUCCGUGACAAGCACUUCUCUAGAGAAGUGAAGAUGUCUGUGGUGAUUGUUGUCUUAGGUGUUGGUAUUUGCACAGUCACAGAUGUCAGAGUGAAUGCUCAGGGGUUCAUCUGUGCUUGUGUUGCAGUCGCCGCAACAGCCUGGCAGCAAAUUAGAAUUGAAUAUUUUCAAGAGAAGUACUCAAUAAGUUCAUUUGAACUACUGAGUAAGACGGCUCCCAUACAGGCUAUUUCUCUUCUGAUAUUUGGGCCUUUCAGUGAUUACUACCUUAAUCAUGCGAACCUUCUCAAUUAUAAGGCCUCCGUCGGUGCAGUACUCUUCAUUCUGUUAUCAUGCACUCUUGCCGUUUUCUGCAAUGUGAGCCAGUACAUGUGCAUUGGACGCUUUUCUGCAGUCUCCUUCCAGGUGUUGGGGCACAUGAAAACUGUCUGUGUGCUCAUACUUGGUUGGGUGCUGUUUGAUUCACAACUAACCUUCAAAAAUAUAUUGGGGAUGGCUAUGGCCGUCAUUGGUAUGGUUCUGUACAGUUGGGCGAGGCAUUUGGAGAAACAGGUGAAGGAGUCCGUAACUAAAACGAGUAUGACCGAGGAGGAAAUCCGUCUGUUGAUGGAAAGCAUGGAGAGCGGACCGCUGAAAGAUGUUGAACUUGCACAACCCAAAGUUCAGCCAUAGUAAGCAAGGAGUCUACAAUUACUAGAUAAGUUCUUAUAAAUUCUUCUUUUGUUCUUUUUUAUUUACAAUGAUGUAAAAUACUUUCUAUUUAUUUGUUUUCGCUUUAGCCAGCAUAUGUUUUCAUAAAUUGUAUUCAUUGUCUGAA